GAAAGUUUCCCUGCGCUGCAGCCUCCUCGCAGCACGGUCGGGCGUGGUUCUUCUUCCAGACACUCGAGAGGGACAGGCGGAGAUGAGGCAGACGAUCGUCGCUUGUCUGCUGGCAGCGGGCGCCUGCGUGCUCGCCCAGGGCAACCAAGGCAACCAAGGCAACCAGGGCAACCAGGGCAACCAGGGCAACCAGGGCAACCAGGACUGGUCCUGGCAGCCGGGACAGGAGUCCGGUCCACAGCAGUUCGCGCCCUCGGCAGGCGGGUUCGCGCCGAGCCUGCCGGCGCUCAACAGCUCGGCGGCGGCGGCAGUCAUCGACCAGAUCCUGGACUCGUCCAGGCAGGGCCGCGCCGUGGAGGGCUUCGACGCCUUGUACUCCGACCCGGAGGUGCAGCGCGCCAUCCACGGCGGGCAGGAGGCGGAGGCGCGCCAGUACAUCAAGGACCGCCUGUGCAGCCUGGGGCUCAUGGCGUGUGACGGCGUGGAGGGCAAGCGCCACGUGCAGCCGCACGACGUGAUCUACGCCCAGCCGGUGGCCAUCAAGCCGGUGGGACGGCCCAUACCCGCGGUGCCGGUGCGCGGGCCCAGCCACGCUCCCCAUGGGCCCAGCUACGGUCCGCCCAGGCCCGUGCCCUUCCAACCGCACAGGCCGUCUAGGCCCUUCCCGCCCGUCGGCGGGCCCGUGUACGGCUCGCCCAAGCCCGUGCCGCCGCCCGUCUACGAGCACGGGGACUUCGAGGGCCCCGUCGCCUACAGGCCUCCUCACCUUCUCGGCAAGCCACACCUGGUGGAGACUGGGGUACAGCAGCACGUGCACCACCACUACCACCACGACGACAAGCUGUCCUCCUCCCACGGCGUCGGCCUACCGCCUCCCGGGCCCGCCUACGAGCCGGGCCCCGUCUACGAGCCGGGCCCCGUCUACGGCGGCGGCUACGCCGAGAGCGGUCCCGGCGGCUACGGCAACACCCAGGCCUUCUACAAGAAGGAGCUGUCGCUGAAGCCUCCCUCAGGUAACGGACUCACCACAUCCUCCACGUCGUACGCCAACCGCUACUCCGGGUACGAGACCCCGAGGGCGGACGGCGCCUUCAGCGACUGCUACUGCGUGCCCUACGACCAGUGCCCGUCGCCCGAGGUGGGCCGCAAGGAGGACGGGCUGCUGAUCGACCCCAGGAACCUGCACAAGGACAUCGAGGCCAUCACGCUGGACGACGUGGUCAUCACCGACGGCAACGGCACGAUCAUCUCCCGGCACUCCAAGAGGGAGGGCGUGGACGCCAUUGAAGACAAGGACCAGGCCGAAAACGAACAGACAACGGCCGGAGAACAGAAGAACGAGAGGAAGAGGCGCGACACCACCGAGGAACGACAGAACGACGGAACGAAAAAUCGUGUCAAACCCACGAAGGUCAGCGGGGGUGAUGAGGAAGAUCAGGAGGCGGGAGAAACCAAGAGCUCACUGACUCCUGCUGCGGACACACAGAAACGACAAGCCGGCUACGGGGGCAACCGCUGCGGACCGCGCUACGUGUGCUGCCGCCGCCCUAGCCGCCCCCAGAACCUGCACCGCCCCCAGCAGUGUGGCCGCCGGAACGCGCAGGGCGUGAACGGGCGCAUCAAGACUCCUGUGUACGUGGACGGCGACAGCGAGUUCGGCGAGUACCCAUGGCAGGUGGCGAUCCUGAAGAAGGACAGCCACGAGAGCGUGUACGUGUGUGGGGGAACCCUCAUCGACUCCCUGCACAUCAUCACAGCGGCGCACUGCGUCAAGUCGUAUUCGCAGCACGACCUGCGCGUGCGCCUGGGCGAGUGGGACGUGAACCACGACGUGGAGUUCUACCCGUACGAGGAGCACGACGUGGUCAGGGUCGUGGUGCACCCGGAGUUCUACGCCGGCACCCUGCAGAACGACCUGGCAGUGCUGCGCAUGGACCGGCCCGUGGACUUCCAGCGCAGCCCGCACGUGUCGCCGGCCUGCCUGCCCGACCCGGGCGCCGACUACUCGGGCCAGCGCUGCUGGACCACCGGCUGGGGCAAGGACGCCUUCGGCGACUACGGGAAGUACCAGAACAUCCUCAAGGAGGUCGACGUGCCCAUGGUGUCCCAGCACCAGUGCCAGUCGCAGCUACAGCAGACCAGGCUGGGCUACGAGUUCAGGCUGCACCCGGGCAUGGUGUGCGCCGGCGGGGAGGAAGGCAAGGACGCCUGCAAGGGCGACGGCGGCGGUCCCCUGGUGUGCGAGCGAGGAGGCAGCUGGCAGGUGGUCGGCGUGGUCAGCUGGGGCAUUGGCUGCGGGCAGCGAGGCGUGCCCGGGGUGUACGUGAGAGUGGCGCACUACCUGGACUGGCUGAGGCAGGUGGCCUCGCGCUUCUGAGAGCCGCCUCACCCCGCCUUCUAGACACACUUCGUGCAUGCACCAUUGUCACACAUCUGCAGCAUUUCAGAUACACGCACAUCCAGAAGUGUACCAUCAUUUUGUUGUUAUUGUGUGUGAGAGCUCAAGCACACUUCAUGAAGGUAACAUUGUUGACAUUUCUGCAGCAUUUCAGAUACACACACAUCAAUCUGUUGUUACUGUGCGUGAGAGCUCAGGCACAUUUCAUAACUGUGACAUUGUAACAUUCCUGCAGCAUUUCAGAUACACACACACAUCAAUUAGUAUACCAUCAAUCUGUUGUUACUGUGUGGAAGAGCUUAGACACACUUCAUGAAUGUAACAUUGUAACAUAUCUGCAGCAUUUCAGAUACACAAACAUCCAGAAGUAUACCAUAAAUCUGUUGUUGUUAUUGUGUGUGAGAGCUCAGAUACUCUUCAUGAAUGUAACAUUGUAGACAUUCCUGCAGCAUUUCAGAUACACACACACAUCAAUCUGUGUUGUUACUGUACAUGAGAGCUCAGACACACUUCAUGAAUGUGACUUUGUAACAUAUCUGCAGCAUUUCAGAUACACACACUUCAAUCUGUUGUUGUUACUGUGUGGAAGAGCUUAGACACACUUCAUGAAUGUAACAUUGUAACACAUCUGCAGCAUUUCAGAUACACACACAUCAAUCUGGUGUUGUUACUGUGUGGAAGAGCUCAGUCACAUUUCAUAAAUUGAACAGUAUUUAAAUUGUUUUAUAAUUUUAAUAUUAAGUCUGUAAUGAUUAAUAUAAGUAUUUAAUUUAAAUUUUUUUUUAAUAGAAAAUGUUUUGUAGGAAAAAAAUUAGCUUGAGAAUUUCGUAAUAAUGUAAUUGAAGUAAUAGCUUAAAAGAAUUUAUUUAUUUAGGUAAAUAAUAACAAUAAUAAAAUUAUGAAUGUAUUGA
Messenger RNA from Bacillus rossius redtenbacheri, 3309 nucleotides. RefSeq lists its product as uncharacterized. The transcript is spliced from 11 exons. The record is from RefSeq and is a predicted model, not a curated record. Bases 83 to 2377 code for a protein of 764 amino acids. Gene Ontology annotation, molecular function: serine-type endopeptidase activity. Gene Ontology annotation, biological process: proteolysis. NCBI's taxonomy places the organism in Eukaryota, Metazoa, Arthropoda, Insecta, Phasmatodea, Bacillidae.